CGCGCAGCGUCGGGCUCGGGAGGCGGCGUCGGGGGCGCGAGCGGCAGCGCUCCUGUUCGUGGGGUGCGGGCCAGAGGCGGCGGGUGAGGCGGGCGCCACCGGCCGGCCGGAAGGGCGCCUCAGCUCCGCCAGGGACCGCGGCGCGGGACCCAGGACCAAAGAGGAGGCGGCGCCCCUGCUGCCUGGAGCCCGGCCGGCUGCCCGCCGGGAGGGGGCCGUGGCCGGACGUUCCCGGCCCGGAGCUCCCCGAAGCACCUCUCGGAGAGAGGGGGCCUCCCCGCCCCCCGCAGCGCUCUCGACCGCCCCCUGGGAGUGCCCUCGGCCUCCCCGGACUCACCUGCGCCGCUGCCUGGCACCCAGGUGCGGGGGCGUGGGCGCGGCGUGGGCGCCACCCCCGGCCGCCAGCGGGGCGGGGGCGGGGCCGCCCUCGGCCCUCAACCGGGCCGCCCGUCGCCUUCAGUCUCACGGUCCGCCCGCCGCGCCUGGUCGCGCGGCGUGAGCUCUCCGGGGACCGCAGCUCUCGGGAUGCUGUCCGCCAGCACGGCCGCUCGCGCGCCGCCCGCCACCCCUGCCCUUGACUCCUGGACCAUGCCCCAAUGUUUACAUGGCCGGUGAAGCCCCCGGCCACUCGGAACCCGUCCAAGCCCCAGCUCCCUGAGGGUGAAGCCUGCCGGCCUGCGAACUGGACUGGUCGUUCGGACCCGGGGCUUCCGGACUCAGCUCCCCAUCCGCUCUGCUGCCUCAACCACCAUCUGGGCGGGAUCCGGCUCUGGUGUUUUGAGGAGGGGGUGUGGUGGUAGGGAAAAGAAUCCUGGGGAUUUCUGGUUCCCCCUGCUUUUUUUUUUUUUUUUGGCCUUCGGGGCUUCAGACUCAGGGAACUCGCUCAUGGCUUUCUUGAUGAAGAAGAAGAAAUUCAAAUUCCAAACCACUUUCACCCUGGAGGAGCUGACUGCAGUCCCCUUCGUGAAUGGGGUUCUCUUCUGCAAGGUCCGGCUGCUGGAUGGCGGGGACUUUGUCAGCUUGUCAUCAAGGGAGGAGGUGCAGGAGAACUGCGUGCGGUGGCGGAAGAGGUUCACCUUCGUGUGUAAGAUGAGCGCCAACCCGGCCACCGGCCUGCUCGACCCCUGCAUCUUCCGUGUGUCUGUGCGCAAGGAGCUGAAAGGUGGAAAGGCUUAUUCCAAGCUGGGCUUCGCCGACUUGAACCUGGCGGAGUUUGCAGGCUCAGGUUCCACGGUGCGCUGCUGCCUGCUGGAGGGCUACGACACGAAGAACACUCGACAGGACAACUCCAUCCUCAAGGUCACCAUUGGGAUGUUCCUGCUCUCGGGAGACCCCUGCUUCAAGACGCCGCCGUCCACUGCCAAGUCCAUCUCCAUUCCAGGCCAGGAUUCCUCCCUGCAGCUGACGUGUAAGGGUGGCGGGACCAGCCGUGGGGGCAGCAGCAACUCCUUGACGGGGUCCCGGCCCCCCAAGGCCCGGCCCACCAUCCUCAGCUCAGGGGUGCCGGAGGAGCCAGACCAGAACCUGUCCAGCCCUGAGGAGGUGUUCCACUCCGGCCACUCCCGCAACUCCAGCUACGCCAGCCAGCAGUCCAAGAUCUCGGCAGGCUACAGCACAGAGCAGUCGCGCUCCUCGAGCCUCUCGGACCUGACACACCGCCGGAACACGUCCACCAGCAGCAGCGCCUCAGGCGGCCUCAGCAUGGCCGUGGAGGGGCCUGAAGGCAGCGAACGUGAGCACCGGCCCCCCGAGAAGCCGCCGCGGCCGCCCCGGCCUCCGCAUCUGUCAGACCGCUCGUUCCGGAGGAAGAAGGACUCAGUGGAGAGCCACCCGACCUGGGUGGAUGACACGCGCAUUGAUGCUGAUGACAUCGUAGAGAAGAUCAUGCAGAGCCAGGACUUCACGGAAGGCAGCAAUACUGAGGACAGCAACCUCCGGCUGUUCGUGAGCCGCGAUGGCACCACCACCCUGAGUGGUAUCCAGCUGGCCAACAGGGUCUCCUCUGGGGUCUACGAGCCAGUCGUGAUUGAAAGCCAUUGAAGAGCAGGUGCCCCGGCUGGAGAAGGGCCCUGCCUUCACGGGCAUCCAGACCCACGUCAUUCCACAAGGGACCUUCCCCUUCGGAUCACCAUCCGUGCUGCCUCUCAUCUGUGCCUCCUCCAUGCACUCCAGCCCCAAAGCAUCAUUCCACUGACCUCCCAUCUAUGCUGGGACGCUCAUGGCCUGCAAGGGCCCCGGGCACCACUGUGAAUAUUCUCCUCUGAACCACUAGAGGGCAGGACACAUGGGCCCGUGAAGCAGGUGGGCAGAGACCCAUGGCGGGCACUGCUCCUCUGAGACCCACCUGGGCCCUCGGUGAGGACAUUCAGCAGUUCCUGCACAUGCAGGGAGGCUGGUGGCCGAGGGGCCUCUUGUCCUGUGUCCCCGUUCACUCCAGGAGCGCUGGCUCAGCCCUGGCAGGGCCUCGCUCCAUUGCCCCCUUGUCCUUGGGGGGGGGCAGUUCACCCCCCGGAAUCCUGCCACCAUGGCCCUCUGACUGCUUAGUGCUUCAGCUGUCCCUCCCCUGCGUCCCGGGGGACCUGCUGGCGGCCUCCUCCGGGAAACCAAGACCUCAAACCCCACCCGUGCUCCGGAUUGAGACCCCCCUCCCCUGCAGCGAAUGUUCUCCUGCUGCCCCGGCAGCCUGCACUUUGCACACGCUUGUCUCCAGCACAGCACCCUGGCCCUCGCCUGCCCGUCCACUGAGCCCUUCCCAAGGAUCCCUGGGCCCUGCCUGCCGUGCAGUCAGCAGCCCAGCCCUCACAGCCCGGCUGGAACGUGGCACUGCCCCUGCCCCUCCCUGCCCUCUCCAGUUGGCCCCAGUUCAGGCCUGAGCCCCCUGCUGAGAAAGGUCUGAGCCUGAGCUGCGGUUCCCCUCUGCCCGGGGCUGGGUCCUGGGCAGCUGGCUUACGUUAAUGAAGCCAGGAAGGGUGCCUCCCAAGGCCCUGGAGGUCAGCAGCCCGGCUGGGCUGGGUUUGCCAAGCCAAGCGCCCUUUCUCUCCCCUCAGGCUCAGCUGGCCCAGGCCAGGGCCGAUGCUGGAAAGGCAGAUGGGCUGUAGCUGGACUGGCCCGGAGCUGGCUUCCUGGCCAGAAAAGCCUCAGCCAACCUCUGAAAACAUGCCCUCUCUGGGCAAAGGAGAGGGCGGCGGGGGGCCGUCCAUUAAGGGGGUUUUCCCAGUGGGGAGCAGUCUGGGCCUGCCCCCGCCCCUACCCCUCGCUAUACCCUCUGCUCUCAGCACUUUCCCCUGGCCUUGUCCUCGUUACUUGCUUGAAGGUGGGUUCUGGCUGCCCGCCGGUCUCUGGACAGACUCCCCGACACUCUAACUUCCACUCAUUUUGUAUAAACCCAGCAGGCUGGUGUUUACGUAGCCCCAUACCUUUUUCCUUUUCUUUCCUGGUUGUUUUUUUUCUUUUCUUUUUUCUUUCCUUCCUCCCUUUCAUUUUCUUUUUUUAGAGUUCACAGUUUGGUAUUUUCUCCUCCCCCAGGCGAGGGGAGGUGCUUCUGUUCUCCCCCUACCCGCUGGCUGGGUCCCAGCAGGGCUGGGGAUCUGGGGUGGGGGUGGGGGGUGCCCUCCCCAGGCUGGGAGGGGUCCUUGCAUUCUGCCCCACUGGCAAGAAUUGGACUUGGUCUUGGAACCUCCUGGCAUUGGGACCAGAGCAUUUCUAGGGUUUCUGUUGUUUUUAAUGCCCUAACCCUUUUAGAAAAUGAAUGUGAGAAGGUGCCUGCCGAGGCAGGAUGGAGCAUUUGCUCUGGCUAGGGAAGGCUCUGGUCAGCUCUGCAGGUCCCUUCCUGCCCCACAGACACCUGGCACUUUAAAAGGGAGCUGGCCGCACUGUCUGCAGUUGAAGUGACCCCUAGAAGAUGGGGGAACACUGUCCUUCUGUAUCUGCAUGACCUCAGCCCAGUGAGGCGAUGUAUUCAGGGUGUUUUUAGGUCUGAGUCAACAUUCUGGGGGCUUCAAGCAUAAGAUAGCUGGUUUUGGUGCUGUUGAGGAGAAUUCCCAAUACCAGGAACCCCAGCCCCACCCUAGGUGAGGUCUGAAUUUGACAGUCAUCCCAGAAGGAGACAGAGCCUGCCACACCUUCCCAUGCCAGGCCCUGGGCCAGGGUAACUGGAUUAACAGAAUUUGGCCACAACCAAAUCAAUGCUGGCUGGAGCUGGAGGCCUGGAGCCCCGGACCCCCAGCCUCAUUCCCACGUGGAAGCCCUUUCUUUGACCCUCUGGUCCCCUCAAGCUCAGUGAAUUCCCAUUAGGUGCCCACAUCUCUGGACUAAAAAUCCUAUAUUUAGAAGGAGACAGAAUAUAUUAGAGAUAUUUUUGGAAAGGAAUUGGUCUAUGCAAUGGCAGUUUGGAAUCUUCUUGAAAGACAGUUUUAACGUUUUUACUAGGAGAUUUAAAGAAAGGUCUACAAUAUUUUUAGGUCGUUUUUUUUUUUUUUUUUUUUUUUUGUUUCUGGUCACCCCACAAACUGACCGCAUGGCAUGAUCCGCCAAGGUGGAGAAUGCCAUGGUCUCCUCUCUUGCGGGAGGUGAGCAGGGAGAUGGGGGGAGGGGAGGUCUUUUUUUUUUUUUAACACCCCUCCUUUCGAACAGAAUGUUACCACCACCACCCCCUGAUUGAGUGGGCUGUGUUUGUAUCUCCGUCCCAGCUUCUAUUGUAGAAAAUAACAUUGUAAGGGGAAAUCAGCCUAGUGUCAGUGUCUUGGUUGGGGGGGUGGGGAUUAAACGUUGCAGAUUUUGUUAUGGCA
Molecule: messenger RNA, 4787 nt
Organism: Bubalus bubalis (water buffalo)
Lineage: Eukaryota; Metazoa; Chordata; Mammalia; Artiodactyla; Bovidae
Gene: EEIG1
Product: family with sequence similarity 102 member A
Exons: 11
Coding region: 886-2040 (384 amino acids)
Source: RefSeq, a predicted model, not a curated record